Messenger RNA from Drosophila ficusphila, 10281 nucleotides. It is a transcript of the gene unc80, whose product is annotated as protein unc-80 homolog. Gene Ontology annotation, biological process: monoatomic cation homeostasis. Gene Ontology annotation, cellular component: axon; cation channel complex. The transcript has 30 exons. Bases 62 to 10078 code for a protein of 3338 amino acids. Gene Ontology annotation, molecular function: monoatomic cation channel activity. The record is from RefSeq and is a predicted model, not a curated record. Lineage: Eukaryota; Metazoa; Arthropoda; Insecta; Diptera; Drosophilidae.
CCGAACGCUCCAGCAGUAAACGUUAUCCGAAACUGGCCACGCGCAAAUCAAGCUGGCCACCAUGGUGACCAAUGUUGCGGCAACGGGGACAGCGACUACGAGUGCAACCAACAACAACACCGGCAACAGCAACACCACGAACAACAACAACCUGCAGACGAACAACAACAGCCAUGCGGCGAACAACAACAACGAUGACUUUGACUUUGACCAGGAUAGCGGACUGCAGGACCUCGGCUUGCCGGUGUCCGUGCAGACAUUCCUGUGGCGCCAAAUAGCGCCCUUCAUCCGGCCAAAGUUGGGCAAGCUGCACGAGUCUACCUGUCUGUUUUGUCAACAUGCACCGGGACACCAUGAGUCGAAGGAAGCCUGCAAGUCCUUUGAGAAAGUGCUUGUGCAGAACAUCCAGUUUGGUCUGUCACCUCCUCUCACAAAAGGAUUGGGUGUCAUCCCGCGAUGGCGACUGUUGCAAGGAGCUCUUCCACAUGUUAUGCAUGCCUGUGCCGCUUUACUCUAUAAUCGAGUCAAGGACAUGCAGGCUAUUGGACCGGUGGAAACCAAAUUGCUGUACACCAUGCAAUGGAUCCUUCUUUAUGCCGCCGAGGAAUGUGCCGAUGAUGAAGGCGGUGAGGAUCUGGGAUUGGGCGAUGCAGCCGAGCCAAAGUCAAAAUCUAUAGAUCAGUAUUUGUUUUCAGUGCCAACAAUUACACUUUUUGUGUACCUCUUUGCCCCAAUAAUACACCACUUAAAGGAAUCAGAUUUCCAGAACUUCCGCCUGGAGAAUGGCAUUAAGCUCUGGCAGGGAAUGUGGGACAAUCGAGCACCAGGUGCUCCAUGUUUCACAGCUCCGGUUAAACCGAAAGCCAGGAACUUGCUUUGUGCACCCACUCCAAAGGGUUCUACAGAUGUUUUCCCAGCCAGAAAGCAUUCUCUUAGUGCAGAUGCCAUGUCACCCAAAGCAGAUUCGCCACAAAGUGGUAUCUCUGAUUAUGGCAGGCAGGAUGAGGAGGGCUCCUGGGUUUCCUCUCCCAAAGAGUUCGCCUUCCCUGAAACCAUACCAGAAGAAGCCUCAAGCGUGGAAGAUGAACGCGUUGUCAUUUUUCGGCUGCCUUCGGCGCCACAACUAAUGGAUAACUCAUUCUUUACGGCCGAUGCCAGUCUGCUGCAGCAGCAGCAAUCCCAGAGUCGUCGGGGAAGUCGUCAAUCGAUGAAUUCCCGCGAUAAAGACAAAGCGCCCUCCACCAAAUUCGAGUUUGAUCAGCAGGAAUUAAUGCGCGGUGCUUCGAUGAAGGAAAAGCGGAGUGCCUCCAUUGAAAAGGAAACUGAUUCGGAUAAGUCAGAAAGUAUCAAGGCAGAUGUUUCGGCAGCUACUUUUCUGGAUGUGGCGGUACUUCGUUGCCUAUUCAUUUCCCAUUGGCAGGAGGAGGGCAUCUUUUGGAGUCUGCAAUAUCUAUACAAUCGACUAAGUGACAUUGGCGAGGAGGCUGCCAUCACUUUAAAUCAACCACGCAAGCGCUCAAACUCCUUGCCCAUACCACAAAUCGAGAUAUCACUGUACCAGGGACCCGGCAGCAACAGUCGCGAUAGUCCUGGAAGUUCAGUGGUUAAGGACUACAUCGAAAUACCCGAUCCUUCGCCAACUGUGACAGCCUGUGUUGCAGAGGAACCUCAUAGUGCACCCAGUACAACCGAAAGGCGUGGCAGCGAGAAAAAGAAGCGAGUCAAAAUGGCUGAUCUGCGGGCAUUCGUGGAGACAAAGAUGUUCUCCAAGUCGGAGAAGAACUUGGAAAAAGUAGGGCUCGACACAAACUCAGCCAAUGGCAAGACACCACUGCAACAUGCAGAAUACCAUCGCAGUCUGGAUACGGGUGAAAAGAAGCUAUCGAGAUCUGCUUCAAUGAUAAGUCGCGAACCAGCCAGUAAUUUAAUCAAGGGAAAAUCCAUGCCCAGUCUCAGCUGUCUGCUUGAUAGCGGAUUUUACAGAUACGUUGAGCCACCCAAGGCGCCAAGGCCGUCGCAGGCCACCUGUCCGCGUUCCACGGCGUUCUAUCCUAGGAAUCCCAUCAUUACGGUCACGGAACACACACCUACACCCUCGCCGGAUUACAUGAAGCGACAGGGAUCCAUUGACUCCCAGCUGGAUGCCUUGAGCAAUGGCGGCAGUAUUGCCGGCAUGGGUGGAAAUGGAGGGGGAAAUGGCAGUACUGGCAUGGGCAGUACCACAACUCGUUACCGGGGACAAAUGCUGCGCUCCCACACGGACUCCCACAUCGAUUACACGGGAGUGGACGAGUCGGAGGCUCCAGGAUCCUCCUUCUAUAUAACACGCGAUGGCGGCAUUGAUUACGAGAUAAUCCUGCUGGCCAUCAGCAAUGUUUUUAAAAGGGAUCCUGCCCAGGUUUGCUCUCUUCGAGUUUUGGAAGCAGGUCUAAACAUCUGUGAACUGCUGAUCGAAAUGGGAGUUCUCAAGUUGGGAGAACAUGCUCACGAGAUUUCCAUGAGUAUUACGAGGAGAGCUUUGCAGGUGUUGGGUUGCCCACACGGAUGUAAUGAUGGUGUUCGAGGUCCACCAGCUGACUUCCUGCGCAACCAGUGCCAGAAGAUCCUGUCCCGCAUGCUGAGACAGGCAGGUCAAAGGACCAAGCGCUUCAUGCAGGAGAUGGUGAAGACAUCGCCACUUCCGGAACUCAUCGACUACUUUCACGCCUUCCUGGCCUUCUGCGUGGAUCCCAGUUCCCUGCUCUCGCCACUAACUCAUAAACGUCAGAGUGGAUAUAAAAAUGCUAACACCGAUAUUGGCGGCGUACCAGGUCAGGGCGGCUACUCCACCAAUUUUAGUGGAGGAAUGAGCGGCGGUGCCGAGGCCCAAGUGGUUGGAGCGGUCUUCAAGCCCCUGGUCAGUCGCUUCGUGGAGGCUAGCAAGGAUCUGAAGGGUCCCGAGAACAUCGCCCUCUACGGCGACAUUCGGCAGUUGGUCACCUACGUGAAGGGAGCCCAUGGCGGUCCGUUUCGCCUGGUGGCCCUCAGUGGGAUUCUAGCCGUCACCCCAAGGCCACACAAGAAGGGUCCGUCGGCGCAGACCACCAGGGUCAUAAGGCACAUUCCUCAGGCGAAUGUGACACAGAGUCUGCAGAACGACGACAAUCGCUCCCAGCGACGUUUGCUGCUCAAGAAGCGGAGUACCUCAUCAGCCUGCGCCGUGAGCCUGCUGGAGACGGAGGCCUGCGAGGAGCACUACAAGACCAGCCAGUCGCCGCUGAGCAACUUCCGCCGGAGGACGACCGGAGUGCGACCCACUUUGACCCCGCGGCACAGCGAACGCGCCCUGUUGUCCGACUCGACGUCCAGCUCGGAACGCAAUUCGCUGGGACGGCUCAGCGGCUUGGUGCGCUGGUUCCGCGGCACGCCCAAGGAGGCCUCGUCGAUCGACCUGGAGAUCGGGUCGCUCAAUCCGGAGAUCUCCUCCACGUUCAUGCGGCACGCCUCGCUGAAGAUCCAGCGCGGCCGCUCGAGCGAUGGUCCGUCGGCCCUGCAGCGCGCCAAGCGACGCGUCGAGCGGCGGCUGAACCGUUUCGGCGGCAUUGUGAAGGGCAAGAAGAAGGUGGGCGGCAUCGAGGAGACCGCCGACUUCAGCCGGCGCAGCUCGUCGGACAUGUGCGACGGGCCGCGGGAGUCGGAGGUGGUGAUCCUCAAGGAGCGGAAACUGGUGCCCACCGAACCGGUACGCGUGGGCAUGCUGCGAUUGUCCUUCCUCCUGGAGACCUGUGCGCCUGGCUCCUUUCCGGAUCCACAACUCGUGGCAGCAGUCCUUGAUCUGCCCCAAGCCCCCCUCGUGGCUCGUGCCACCUUCCUUUUGGAGUGCGCCCACUUUGUCCAUUUGUGCAACAAGGGUCAAUGGCCGGCAUGGAUGAAGCAAAACGUGGGUAGCUAUCGGGCAUCGGGGGCCAAUAUUAAUCUCAACCAGAUGAAGCAGCAGGUGAGCCAAACGAGCGCCAGAAGGACGCACAUCCUGCAGCGGGCUGCUGGAAAGAUGUUCCACCAGUGGGCCGAGAUGGUGGGUGCCAGGCUGGAGGAGAUCCUGUUCACCGAGAGAUUGCAAUACGAAGCUGUGAACGCCAGUCUCACGGACCCGGAGAAGCAGCGGGAGUUACUGCAGCAGGACGAGGAGGAGGACUUCCUGGACGAGACCUCCGUCAAUCCGCAUGGCAAUGAUUGUCCCCACUCCUUGAAGCUCAUCGCCUGUGUGUUGCUCUUCGAGAUUACCGCCUUUCUGAGGGACACCUACUUGAUGCUUCCAAAGACCUCCAAGCUGAUCCAUCGGGAUAAACCGGCGCCUUGGGAGAAGGUUUAUCGCGAGGCCAAUCGCCGCUGGUCCAUGGCCCUCAGUUCCAUGGGUCACUCGCAGACCUCCGCCCAGAGCCUCCAGUCGAUAGCAGCGGGAAACGACGGAGCCGGCCAGUCGGAGCGGAAGAUAUCCUUCGUGCUCCACGAACCGGACAACGAGUCGGAGAACAGCAGCAACACAACGCUGACCAAGGAGGGGGAGGAAGCUCGUCGUCCAACUGCAUCAGCUGUACGUCCAUUUUUAUUAAGACGUGGCACAGCCACUACAACGGGAGGAUCCUUUAAGCGCAGAUCUUUGAAGCUGCGACGCAACACCAAGGACAGCAAGGACAUUGAAACAGAUUUCAACAUGCAAUCGCGUCGCAAAGUCUCCUCGCUUUCCGACCGCAGUGAUACUUCAGAACAGGGAAUGAUCAGCGGAGGCGAGGAGUCACCGGGAAUCCUCAGUGAUGAUCAGCAGCCGGAAUCACCUACAGACUCAAAUGAAAACGAUGACACAGCCAAGAAUAUGCCUUGGCUAAAGGCUAUCAUCGAUUUGAUGUCCAGCUACAAUUACUAUUGCACCCACAAAGGAUAUUGUCAUCCUUUCUGUUAUAAAAGGCAUAUGCGUUCCUGCACUCGUUUGGUUAAGGCCACCAGAAAGGUUUAUGGCGAGGAGUUCGGCUUUAGCUUUGAUUCAGAUCAUCCCAAUGUGGAACCCACAAUAAUUACUUCAAGUAAACCACACACUUCGCGUUCUCGCUCCACUCGAAAAGUUUCUGAGCAAAGUUCCACCCAGACUUCUCCUUCUAAGCGGAAGGAUAGUUUGUCUCGGAAAGAUCGCAUAAGUGAUGAUCCUGAUCUGGAAAUGGCGGAGAAACUGGCCAAAGCCUUCCGCCAGGAGAAGGAAAAGAAGAUGCAGGAGGAACCUCCCAUCCUGAAGUUCAUCCGCAUCCACAUCCGUAACCUGUUCCACUUUCCGUUGGCCACUCUGCUUAAAGGAGCUGUUGUCCUCACCGAGGAGAUGGUCAUUGAGGCAAUGCCCGCUGCCUGGGAACUUUUGCUGGAAACGAAUCAUGAUACGGCCACCUCAAGUGCCGCCGUAUUUCUGAUGGGUUCAGUGAAAGCCCAGAACUUCGCCUUCGACAUUAUGCAGCGGGCUUUGAAGCACAAGGAUCCGGAUAUAAGGAUCGGCGCCAUUCAGCGUUAUCUGGUGCUGUGGAAGUGCCGAUUCCACGUCUGGCCGCGAAUGGAGGAGAAUGCCCAUGAUGUGACUUUCAAGGUGCCACCAGGUGGCAUCGAGUUCACCCUACCGUCGCCUAAAAUCGGAAUAGAAAGCCUGCCGGUGGUGGAUCCACCCUGGAUGCCAGUGCAGCAGACAAAGGACAUGGAUGUGACCCUGAAUCAGGAUAGACAUCGAUCUUUGGUUACUGCCACCAAAAGCCGCAAGAUGCAGCAAACGGAGGCGAUAAGAAAUGCUUUAAGACAGCAGAGGGAUAAGCAAAGGGCAGAGCGCCACAGUUUCCUUAUAACAAUGAUACCCAUUAGUCAACAGGCUUCUCAUGAACCCGGAAUGGAGAAGCUGGAGGAUCAUGAGAUCGAGGAGGAUCUGGAUGGCACGCGGAUGUCCUCUCAUUUGCACCAUGCCCAUUCGCUUUUCCCCUCUGUACUUUGCUCCUCCGUGAUGCAGAUUGUCGGUUGUCUGGAUGAUGCAGCCAUUGGAUCGGAUGGAAAUGCGGUGUACGAGAUUGCCUACCAGGUGAUCUGGGUUUGUUUGGUGGAGGAGUCUGCUCUCUUCCUGCGGUAUGUUUUUGAGCGCUUAACUAGGGACCGUCAGGAUCAGAUGUUCAAGCUGCUGAGGCACCUCAUUCGAUUUGUGCCACGUUUGCCACAACAAGCUGCCUUUGCCCUGUAUAACUCGAUAAUAGGAUACAUCAUGUUCUAUGUGAGAUCUUCUAAUGAGCUAAAGCAGGAGCUCGUUGGAUCAGCUUUAUCGGUACUUUGGAUGGUGGUGCACUCGGUCCAUGGCAUUAUGUUCAAGGAUUUAAAGCAGAUUUUAAGGAAGGAACAAUGUGAUGCUUCUAUUCUAUUAACAGCCAAUGUACCCGCGGCCAAAAAGAUUGUAGUACACGGACCAGCUGAUGAUGACUACAAUAUACCCUCCCAGUUUCCAGUGCAGGAGGAUACUCUCUUCUGCCAGUUGCUCAAGGAGGCCUUGGAUUACUAUCCCAUUGAUGAGAAGAACACCAGUCACUACUGUUUGGUGGAUUACAAGAGCAGUAAAAUCCUUAAUCCGAAUUGGUACAUCCGUGACCUGUACUUCUUUAAGCGAUCCCAAUACCCGGAGGUGCGACUCAUGCUAAUGCGUCCGGAGGAGUCCUUCCUGGCGCUCCAGAAACAGGAACUCACCAAAAAGUUCGUCGAGAUCGGCAAGGUGCAUCUGACCUGGGCCAUUCUCAAGAACGUGGACAUGGUGGUGCAGCGAGUGGUGUUCCUGCACGAGGAGCUGAUGAAGCUGCCCUCCUUCCCGCGCAAGGCGCUCGAGGUGGAUCUGGAUCUGCACCAUGGCGGCGAGUACGGAAAGGUGCUGCUCGGGUUGGACGUCCUGCACAAGUUCAUGUGGGUGCGACUGAUCGCCCGCAUGUUCGAGGCCAUGGCCGGUAACUUUGCCUACUCGGCGGACAUCCAACUCUUCCUGAACGUCCUUUCCGGCGCCUCCAUUCUGCACGCCGAAGACUCGUGCAUCAUGCGCUAUGUGAUGGCCACCUUCAUCAACGCCGCCUUUAAUUUCAAGAACAUCUUCUCCACAAACGGUUACUUUAUGAUCAUGCCCACUUUGUUGCAAGUCUAUUCGCUGCACCAGACCAACAAGCUGAUCACCACAACGAUUGAGUACGCGGUCAAGCAGUUCUACCUGCUCAACAGGAAGCCCUUCAUCCUGCAGAUGUUCGGUUCCGUUUCCGCCAUCCUGGACACGGAUGAGGAUGGCACCUAUGGCGAGGCCCACAAGGUCCAGUCCAGCUGUCUCUUCAACCUGCUCUUGAGUCUGGAGGAUCCCUCUCCGGAUCCGCUUAACAUUGCGGAGUUGGUCAAGGAACCCAAACCUCUAAAGGCCAUUGAUUUCUGUUACCACGACGAGGAUGACGAUGUCACUGUGCUCGACUGCAUCACACUUUGUGUCAUGGUGGUGUCCUACUCCGCCGAGAGCACAAGAGGAUAUCAAAUGCUAAUAAUUUUGGAAGCCAUUCUGCCCUGUUACCUGCAACAAAUCCAAUCGCCCAGUUAUAUUCCACUGCAGGGAAAAUCCGAGCGGGACAUUAUCCUCCAGUUGGCAGUGGCCAUUAGGACUAUGGUGCACAACUGCGAGGGUCUGGCAAAAAGCUACAAUGGACCAUAUCGGAAUAGUCCAGAGCACAAGGGCUCCUCACAGCGAAAUUGCAGCAGGGGACCUCCCUGCUCCCCAGGACUCGAUUUCGAGGAGGAAACGCAUCCCAAAUAUAUGACUGAUGCCCGAACGAAGAACAUGAUGGAUUCCGCUGAGGAUUCGGAAAUGAUAAGAACGGAAUACAGGAGACCCCGUGAUGUUCUGCUCUCCGUGGUGGCUGAUUUCCUCACCAAAUCCACAGCUAGACUGGCUGAAUUGGCCAAGAAGAUGCCAAGUGAUACGAAACCCACGGAGGUUCUGGAUGCCAAGUGCCACAUUCGAUUGGCGGACAUUGCGCACUCGCUGCUUAAGGUUUCUCCCUACGAUCCGGAAUCCAUGGCUUGUCGGGGGCUUCAACGAUACAUGCAGGCGGUAUUACCAAGAGCGGAGUGGUCCAACGAUACUCUACGCAACGCACUGGUCACCAUCCUGCGACGCAUUGAUAAGGUGUUCCUGAAGAUCUCGAAGAAACCGUCGAUUCGAAGGAAUACGGACUGGGAGGCGGCCGCCGGACUGCUGAAGGGCAUCCACGAGACGAUCAUACGGCACUCGUACGUGCUGCACUGGCAGCAGAUGAAAACCCUGAUCAGUACGGUGCAGAAUCUGAUCGUCAACGAACCCGGAUCCGGCAUCCCCGAGGGCGUCUCCAGCGCAGGAGCAGCGCUCAUGUCUCAGAAUCCGCCGGCCUUUUUCUGCUCGGCCGUGGUGCGUUUGGUGGCCCUCCAGGUGGUCAGCCCCGUGGACUGUUUCUCGCUGGUCCAGAUAUGCGGCGGCAGUGCCGAGUUUGCCACGCAGGAAAAGGCCGAGGGCUUUCUAAUGCAUCUGAUAAUGCCACUGUGUCUGAAGGUUUGCUCGGGCCGAGGCGUUUCCGACGUGGGCGAAUUGAAGAUGACCGACGUCUCCUUCCUGCUGACUGCCGUGUUGAACGCGAUGAGUCCCCCGGCGGGUCGUACCGGCCAGGCCGUGUCUCAGAUAAACCGGGUCACCGGCGACCUUCGGGCCGGAAGUCUCACCUUCACCGGCAGUCGGGAUGCCAAGCGCCCGGCUCGCAUCUCCGGCUCCCUCUACCAGGCUGCCUUCCUCGCGCUGCGCAUCGUGUGCAUCUGCUUCGAGAGCCGGCUCUCCACCGAGUGGCCCCGCAUUGUCCGGGUGAUGAGGGACCUCGGGCGGCGCAACGAGGCGGCACCGGACCUCUGGAGCUUCAUGGAGUUCGUGGUGACCCACCGAACGCCCCUCUACAUUGUCCUGCUGCCCUUCAUUCUGCACAAGAUUUCGCAGCCACCCAUCGGCGACCACGAACGUCACAUGCAGUUCAUCAUUAGGGAACGACUGCGUGGAACGCCACCGCAGGGUGGGAUCAAGUCCAAGGGAGCUCUGCUGCUGGAACUGGCCCGGGAGCUGCGUGACCUGCGCGACGAGCUGGAGGAGAAACGAUACGUCUCCACAGAUCGCGAGAGUUCCGAGCAGAAGAAGAGCGACACACCGGCGGCAACUAGUGCGGCAGACGCCCACAAGUCGCAGCAAAGACCUUCACUCAUAUCUAUCUUCACAGGAACCACCACCGGCCAGGCAUCGCACUCGCACGUAUCCGCCGUGCCAAUCGACUCGCGCAGCGGAUCCGGCGGGAUCUGCACGCCCAGCGACACGCUGUCGCAGCAGACGCUGCACCCGCCGCGGGAGUCGCUGUCGAGCAGCUCGACGGGCCGGGAUCCGCACACGACGACCAGCGAGAGCCAGAGCGGCGAGGCGGACGCAGGAUCGGCGCCCACGUUGGUGGGGCCCACGCCGAGCGGAUCGGGACACGGAUCGGCCGGUGCUAGCGGCACCGCCUCCGCCGUGCCCUCGCACCUCUCGCAUUCGCAGUCGUUGCAGCAGGCUCCCUUCAAGGCGCAGCCGCCCAAGCUGCGCUUCGUGUCCUCCGUGGAGUUCCGGCACUCCUCGGGGGAGACCUCGACCACGCCGCUAUCGCCCGAGAGUCCGGCGGAGGACAGUUCCGGGGAUCACACAAGGUCCAGACUUCAGCGCUCCAAGGCGGCCAGUCGGAAGACCUUCAGACUGAAGCGCAGUCGUCUUACGCCCAUGGAACCUCCAAGCAUUGUAACCUCCCAGGAGGAGCAGCCUCAGCAGGCGCAGGCAAAGACCCUGGGAGAGAUAUCCUGGGACUCUGUUUCUCAGACAUCCUCCACUUCCGGCUAUCGGGAUAACAACAGCUUGCAGACAGGGCUCCUUUCCCCAGAUGGAUCCUUGGGCGGUUUGACCCUGGGUCGCUCGCCCUCGCAGCACUCGCUCCUCAUGGUAUUCGAGGGGCAGGACGAGGACACGCUCAUUUAACAAUCACAGAACGGCGACCGGGCCUAUGAACUUUAGAACCAAUUAGUUCCACGGAUAAAAGGAAUUUGGAGUAGAGAAAUGUGCAAAGAGUAGUUGUUGGAUGUUAAGUUUUGUAGACGAAUCGUUGUUUUCCAUUAUGUGCCAUCUUUUGUAUGCGAUAGGUAAAGUUAGAUACUAAUAAAUGUACUUGGUAGCCGUUCGAA